This is a messenger RNA of Ahaetulla prasina, 3614 nucleotides long. RefSeq names its product SRY-box transcription factor 15 (gene SOX15). Bases 2448 to 3206 code for a protein of 252 amino acids. The record is from RefSeq and is a predicted model, not a curated record. Lineage: Eukaryota; Metazoa; Chordata; Lepidosauria; Squamata; Colubridae. Gene Ontology annotation, biological process: cell differentiation; negative regulation of transcription by RNA polymerase II; anatomical structure morphogenesis. Gene Ontology annotation, molecular function: RNA polymerase II cis-regulatory region sequence-specific DNA binding; DNA-binding transcription factor activity, RNA polymerase II-specific. The transcript is spliced from 2 exons.
CCCCUCCGGCCGAUUUUGAAUUCACUGUAAAGGCACUCUGCACGUGCUCACUGGCUGCCUAGAUUUGAAAACAGCCCUUCCAAAGUCCUGCUCCCAGUCUUGAUCUCGGAUGACCUGCCUUCUAAAUUUAUUUUAUUUAUUUUAUUUUAUUUUAUUUUAUUUUAUUUUAUUUUAUUAGAUUUUUAUACCGCCCUUCUCCCGAAGGACUCAGGGCAGUGUACAGCCAGAUUAAAACAGCACAAUAUACAAAUUAAAACAACAAUUAAAAUACAUAUUCUAAAGAUGGGCUAAUUAAAACCGUCGAAUAAAACCGUCGGAAUCAAAUUCUUGAUUCCGGUCAGACUUUGACCCAGCCUGGCAAAAAGGGCACCUGGAACCCUCAUCUCAGUUUGUUCUGAAUUUUUUAAGUUAACCAAAACUGGGUUACGGCGCUUCUGGCCAGAAAAACAAAAAAGGCUGAUUUAUAAAUCCUACCCAAAAAACAAUUUUGCUUUGCCGGCCCUGUUUUGAAUUCAUCAGGAACCGUCCGCUUGCUUGUGUGUGUUUCUCUCUCUCUCUCUCUCUUUGUGUGUGUGUGGAGGUGUGUGCUGCACAAGGCUCCUUUUGGGGGGAGGAGUGUGAAUGUGUUAAACAGGACAGCAGAGGAUUAUCAGGCAGAAAUCCAACAGGUUCUUGCAGGGAAACCUAACAGAGACCAAGGCUAAAUCUUAUGGUAAUGCUAUUCUUUUGCAUUUCAAGGGGGGAGAACCAGAGCAGCUUUCCCCUGGGUAGAGGGGCUCCCAGUCCUGUCCCCCCCCCACUUUUCCUCUCUUCAUGCCUGCCAGGGAUUUUAGAGGGGGGGGGGAAGACUCUGCCCCUUUUGCCUGAAUUGCAAUUCAACAGGUGAAAAUCCCUGGGGGGGUGGGGGUGGGGCAAACCCCUUCUCUUUUGUCUUCUGCAAUGGCCCGGAAAAGCCAUUGAUCUCCACUGAUCCCUUGGGGGGGCUCCCUGAAGCUGAUCCAGGAGCCCGGGUUUUCCCUGCCCCUCCUUUGCUAAACUCCUCACAGCUCCCCCACCCUCCGCCCUGAGGCCAAAGCGGGGAGGGGGGGGGCUGUGCUGGGAGUGCCAAAGCAGGGUGAACCCCCCCCCAACCAUCAGCCAAAGGAACUUUGAGGGGGGGGCCCUCUCUGGUCCCUUCAGAGCCCUUCACAACACAAGGCCCUUCCUGCCUCCCUGGGCCAAGGAAAGGCUGAGCCAAGGUAUACCUUCUCCCCCACCACCCCCCCGCAUGGGAAAAUGAGGGGGUGCCCAUGCCGUGCCCCAGAUUCCUUGGCAAAAUUGGUAACAUUCCGCCAGAAAGGGGCGGCCUGGGGAAGCCCCAAAACUGCCCACAAAGAACAGCAGCCCCCCUGAAUCUAAUUUGGGAUGGGGGCUUGGGGAGGGUCCCACUCCUUCGGCUUCUUGGGGGGCUGAUGAUCCAGUGAGCUGGGUGGGAGACCCGGGGUUGAUUCUGGGGCCCAUCAAAGGGGCUAACGCCCUAUGCGACACCCCCCCCCCCGUGCUGCAGUUCUCAAGCCUCAUUUCCUCCUGAUGGGCUUCACUACAACUCCCAUCAUCCUGCACGCAGCAGCCCUUGGGGUCCAAACGAUACCAAGGCAGAGAGGUUGAGGUGGGGGCUGCUUUAAACGCCCCGAUCUUGACCGGCGUCGGUUAUCGGUGAGUCGGGGAAGCCGCCGGCGGGGAAGCGUACGGGGGUCUCAGUCUUGGAAAGUUCCGCGUGGGACCCCCACCCCCACCGUUUCUGCUGCUUUUAGGGGCGCCUCUCGGGGUCCCCGGCGCGGCCCAGGGCAAAGCAGGAGGGUCUGACGGCCGCGGGAGAUCCUCUCGGAGUUGCGCCUGACCAGGAGAUGAUGGGCUUAGAUUAGAAUGAACGAGCUGGAAGGGACCUUAAAAGAUCUUCUAGUCCAGCCUCCUGCUCAAGCAGGAGAACCUACCUAUCCCGUUUCAGAUAAGGGACUGUCCAGUGUCUCAAGCGGAGCCCGCCCGGCCCUUCUCGCGCGCUCCGGAGCCGUGCCAGCACUCUGCUUAUGCUCAGAAACCCAGCGCUUUCCCCGAAAAAGACGGAGCAGCCUGGAGGGCUGGGCUCGGGAUAAAGCAGGGUUGGGGUUGAGGUUCGCGGUGCCUUCGAGGGCAAAGCCUGGGCGCGCGGGUGGGGGACGUGGAGGCGAAGGGGGUCGCUCCCCGGGGCGCCUUUCCCCGGCCGGGAUGGGGGCAGAGCGGGGCGGCAGAAGGGACGGGGGGAGGCAAGGGGGAGGGCGUGGCCUGGAGGGGCGUGGCCUGGCGCCCUAUAUCCCAGAACCGACCGGCCCCACGUGCUCCGUUGCUGCCGGCUGCUCCAGGCACGGGACCUCUCGAGGCUCUCCAGUCGCGCCGCCUCCCCUCCCUUUCCUCCGACGGGCGAAAGGAGGAUGUUCGCGGGCUUUUACAUCCCGGAGGCGGCCCCGAGGGGCUGGGCGGCGGCGGGCCCGUCCCAGCCGGUCCCAGCCCAGCCCGCUCCCUCGCCGCAACCCGAAGCGUCGCCGUCGGAAGCCCCGUCGGAGAAGGUGAAGCGCCCCAUGAACGCCUUCAUGGUCUGGUCUUGCGGGCAACGGCGGCGGAUGGCCCAGGAGCACCCCAAGAUGCACAACUCGGAGAUCUCCAAGCGGCUGGGCGCCGCCUGGAAGCGCCUCGACGACGCCGAGAAGCGGCCCUUCAUCGACGAGGCCAAGCGGCUGCGGGCCCGCCACAUGCAGGACUACCCGGACUACAAGUACCGGCCGCGGCGGAAGAGCCGGGCCGGCCGGGAAGCCGGCGGCGGCUCCCAGGCUCUCCUGCCGGGACCCUCCACGCCCCUCAGGUGGACGGCUGCCUACGCCGGCUCGCCCGACGACUUCCGAGGAAGCCCCGCAGGUCCGGGACUGGCUCCGGGCGGAGGCUACGUGAUUGGGGCCGCCGCGGCGCCCUGCAACAGCCUGGUUUACGGCACGCCAACCCAUCCUGCCUUCACCACGAUGCCAAGAAAGCCGGACGGCGGUCUUCAGCAUCCACUCGGGAACUUCCCGGACAUGGUGGGCAUUUACGGGCUGCAGGGCUGCGAGGCCUCCGAUGCAGCCAUCCCGGGCUGCCUCCCGGAGUACCCUCACCAGCCCCCGGGGUUCAGCAGCCUUGACCCCUUGCCCCCCCUCUAGCAAGGAGACGGCACCACCAGGACACGACUCCAGCUGCCAGCCCGCAUUUCAGGAUUAUUUUACCAGGCAAAAGGAAGGCCCAGCCAGAACAAGACAAACCAGGAAAGGUGGACAGUCUGGAGAGAGGUGCAAAGACGCCCCCUCCCCUAACUGGGACCUAAAGAAGUGGGGGUGGGGAGAGAGUUCCAGACAGUGGCCUGACCCGAACUGUAUCUGUGGGGCGACUGCCAGCAUGAAGAGGUUAAGGACGUUUUAUAAGGAGUACAAAGUUUUUUUAUAUAUAUAUAUAAACGAAGGUUUUUUUUUUAUAUAAACCACCAAUAAAAGAUUGUUUAAAGAGCAGAGUUUGCAGAGUUCAACUCAUUUACAUCCCCCCCCCUCCCAAGAGCCAGGGAGAAGCCCCUCCCC